Meriones unguiculatus (Mongolian gerbil) is the source of this 3666-nucleotide messenger RNA. It is a transcript of the gene Dab2, whose product is annotated as DAB adaptor protein 2. The record is from RefSeq and is a predicted model, not a curated record. Gene Ontology annotation, biological process: positive regulation of endocytosis; negative regulation of canonical Wnt signaling pathway; receptor-mediated endocytosis. The transcript is spliced from 17 exons. The coding region runs from base 528 to 2825 and encodes 765 amino acids. Gene Ontology annotation, cellular component: plasma membrane. Lineage: Eukaryota; Metazoa; Chordata; Mammalia; Rodentia; Muridae.
GAAGACUCCUCAGACACGUUGAGGGGGAGUUACCAAGCCCAGGCAGCAAAAACAUCCCGCCACAUUCCUGGGGAGUCCUCAGCUGCCAGCAUCUGAUUAGAACCAUAUCUCUCUCUCUCCGGGAGUGGCCUCGGCUCUGAGGCUCCCGGCCGGCGGCUAUUUAAGCGGAACCCACCGUGUCCUCGGCGCUGCAGCCUGGAGGCUCAGGACGCGGGGAAGUCAUGCUGGCUCCGCGCAGGCACUAGUCAGCUCAAUAAUGGAUGCAGUCCUGCUAUGACUUCCUGCAGCCAGAAUCUGUGGAAGCUUCUGUGAGGUGCCAGCAUACACUACUUUCCUGAGCACAACUGCCUGUCUAAGCAGUUCUGUGGAUAAGUGAAACUCUUAGCAUCCGCCUUCUGACAUCAGUUACAGUCUUAUCAAGCUCAGCAGGUGUGAGUCGUGGGUUAUGUUCAUUUGAGACUUGCCGAUUGGGGAUUGUCUGUUGCCAGUGAGUGUCUGCUGCUGGAUUUUCAGCUUGUCUUCCUGUCAUGUCUAACGAAGUAGAGACAAACACAACCAACGGUCAGCCUGACCAACAGGCUGCACCAAAAGCGCCAUCAAAGAAGGAAAAGAAGAAAGGUUCUGAAAAGACAGAUGAGUAUCUGCUGGCCAGGUUCAAAGGUGAUGGUGUGAAAUACAAGGCCAAGCUAAUUGGUAUUGAUGAUGUGCCUGAUGCAAGAGGAGACAAAAUGAGCCAAGACUCUAUGAUGAAACUCAAGGGAAUGGCAGCAGCUGGUCGGUCUCAGGGACAACACAAGCAAAGGAUCUGGGUCAACAUUUCCCUGUCUGGCAUAAAAAUUAUUGAUGAGAAAACUGGGGUAAUAGAGCAUGAACAUCCAGUAAAUAAGAUUUCCUUCAUUGCUCGUGAUGUGACAGACAAUAGAGCAUUUGGUUAUGUGUGUGGAGGAGAAGGCCAGCAUCAAUUUUUUGCCAUUAAAACAGGGCAACAGGCUGAACCAUUAGUCGUCGAUCUUAAAGACCUUUUUCAGGUUAUCUAUAAUGUAAAGAAAAAGGAAGAAGAAAAGAAAAAGGUUGAAGAAUCCAACAAAGCAGAAGAGAAUGGGAGGGAGGCUCUAAUGACCCUUGAUGAUCAAGCUAACAAGCUGAAGCUGGGUGUUGACCAGAUGGAUUUGUUUGGGGACAUGUCUACACCUCCUGACCUAAAUAGUCCAACAGAAAGCAAAGAUAUCCUGUUAGUGGAUCUAAACUCUGAAAUCGACACCAAUCAGAACUCUUUAAGAGAAAAUCCAUUCUUAACAAAUGGCGUCACCUCCUGCUCUCUCCCUCGACCAAAGCCUCAGGCAUCCUUCUUGCCUGAAAAUGCCUUUUCUGCCAAUCUCAACUUCUUUCCCACCCCUAAUCCUGAUCCCUUCCGUGAUGAUCCUUUUGCACAGCCAGACCAAUCGGCACCCUCUUCGUUUGAUUCUCUCACAUCUCCAGAUCAGAAGAAAGCGAAUCUGAGUAGCUUGUCUACUCCGCUGAGUAAAGGGCCCCUGAACGGUGGUACUGAUUACUUUGGGCAACAAUUUGACCAGAUCUCUAACCGGACUGGCAAACAGGAAGCUCAGGCAGGCCCAUGGCCCUAUCCAAGUUCGCAAACCCAGCAAGCAGUGAGAACUCAAAAUGGGGUAUCUGAAAGAGAACAGAACGGCUUCCAUAUCAAAUCUUCCCCGAACCCUUUUGUGGGAGGCCCUCCCAAAGGACUCUCGGUACCGAAUGGCGUAAAGCAGGACUUGGAAAGCUCUGUCCAGUCCUCCACGCGUGACUCCAUAGCUAUUAUCCCACCUCCACAAAGUACCAAACCAGGAAGAGGCAGAAGGACUGCUAAGUCUUCAGCAAAUGACUUGCUUGCAUCAGACAUCUUUGCCUCAGAACCUCCAGGUCAGACAUCUCCCACAGGACAGCCUGCAGCCCCACAGACCAACCCUCUGGAUCUCUUCAAAACAAGUGCCCCUGCCCCAAUGGGGACCCUUGCAGGUCUAGGUGGUGUUCCAGUGUCACCUCCCCAAGCAGGACCUUGGACACCUGUUGUCUUCAGCCCUCCUACAGCUGUGGUCCCAGGAGCCAUAAUAAGUGGCCAGCCUCAAGGUUUUGGUCAGCCACUCGUUUUUGGCACCACGCCAGCAGUUCAAGUUUGGAAUCAGCCUUCGACGUUUGCAGCCCCCACUUCUCCUCCAGCCUCUGCAGUUUGGUGUCCUACCCCCUCCGUGGCACCCAAUGCUUGGUCAUCCACAAGCCCUCUGGGGAAUCCUUUUCAGAGUAAUAUCUUCCCACCUUCUGCCAUGUCCACUCAGUCCUCUCCUAUGCUGUCCUCUGCCAGCAUGGCCACACCUCCUCAACCACCGCCCAGAAAUGGGCCACUAAAGGACAUUCCCAGUGAUGCUUUCACUGGCUUAGACCCACUUGGGGAUAAAGAAGUCAAGGAAGUGAAGGAAAUGUUUAAGGACUUCCAGUUGCGGCAGCCACCUGUCCUGCCCUCAAGGAAGGGAGAGCUACCUCCCUCGGGGACUUCAAGUGCCUUCUCUAGUUACUUCAACAGUAAAGUUGGCAUUCCUCAGGAGCACGUAGAUCAUGAUGAUUUUGAUGCCAAUCAACUGUUGAACAAGAUUAAUGAACCACCAAAGCCAGCUCCCAGACAAGGUGCCGUCUCGGGUACCAAGUCUGUUGACAAUUCCCUUGAGAACCCUUUCUCUAAAGGAGGCUUCAGCUCAUCACAGCCCUCCGGGGCUUCUCAGCCCGCAUCUUCUGAUGUCCACAGGAGCCCUUUUGGAAAUCCUUUCGCCUAGCUUCUGAAGUUGUAACGCUGGCUAUCCGGAUGAACAAAAGACUGGCUUUAGUCAAGGACAAAGCUGAUAGCCAGAAACAUCUGACUUCUGUCCUUGUUCCAGCUUUGACGUAUUACCUGUUGCCUUACUCGUCUUUGCCUCUUGUACUUGUAAAACGCCUUUCACUUUCUGUCUAGGCUAAAGCUAAACUGAGGCUAUGGCUUUACGUAAAUUAAGCUCCGAAACUCUCUAGCUCAAAUAUAAAUGAAGUAGCUCCCCUACCAAAUCCUUGUUUCUUGUGCCCCUAGAACCUUCCAGAAUGCUCUCCUUUCUUCCCUCAGCUGGGAGGUUCAGCCACCCUAACCCUCAUAUCACACUGCCUUGAGUGAAUGUCCAAAUCCGCAGAGCUCAAAGUCAUUUGGGUUCCCGGUGUGCAGCACAAACCUAAACAUCCUAUUAAUGGGACAGCAGGGCACCUGCUUCCCAUCUCCACUCAGGAAAAAAAAAACUGAGUAAAACAAAAGCAAGACUAACUUCUCACAUACAAACUAGGACCAUUUCAAGAUGAUCAUUUCCCAGCUAAUUGCAUCAUUUACCAAACCUGUCCCAAGAGGUGCUCACAACUGACUUGCGGAGGAGAAAAUUCUAACUCUAAACUUGACGCAUUAGUCAAAGCUAAUGAAACAAUUAAUCCCCCUCCCCCACUCCCCAUCCCUGGGGCCUCAAAUUGUUUUCAUUCCAGACAUUAUGCAGCUGUUUGACCUGGUGAUCUUAUGGCCUGAAUUUUCCUUGAAGAUCCUAAUUUUAUUUCAUGUGAUUUUUUUUCUCAAUAAAGAUGAUUGUUUGUGCAUUACUAAAAAAA